This is a messenger RNA of Lathyrus sativus (Indian pea), 1335 nucleotides long. The record is from the annotation of a GenBank genome assembly. NCBI's taxonomy places the organism in Eukaryota, Viridiplantae, Streptophyta, Magnoliopsida, Fabales, Fabaceae.
AUGAAUGUGCUGACUCUGUUCCCCUCUCCCAAAACUUCAUUCAAAAUGCCUGCAACCAUACCCUUUCCCUCUCCCAAUAUUAGACACAAAAUGCCUGCAACCAUGCUCUUCCCCUCUCCCAAUACUACACUCAAAAUGCGCGCCACAAAAGUUAACAGAACCAUAACCGCUCAAAUGGGCCCCAAAGAAUUUACCAGAACCGAAACAGCUCAAACGUCCGCCAUACAACUUAACAUAACCAUACCCGAAACCGUAAUCAAAAUGGAUGAAAAUGAAGCAAUUAAUAUUGAGACCGAGUUUCAAUCAGAGUUUCUGGAAAUGCUCAGUAACAGACGAGCUCUUCAAGUUCCAUUAUGGGCUGAACGUGCAAAACCAGUGACGAAUCCUUGCUAUCCGACUACAACCCAACUGGAGAUUAUGCAAUCUUGUCCAAGGAAAGACAUUCCGAAUUUCCAUGAGUUGCUCGUGGAGGAGAAUCUGUAUUUAAAUGUAGAGUAUGGAGAUCAAGGAAAGUUGCCUAUGUUGAUUUUGAGCUUGAAGGAAUGUGAUACAAAGUUAAGACCUGCGGUUGUUUUCAAUCACAGUACAGACACAUGUAAAGAAUAUAUGCGUCCAUUGCUAGAGGCAUAUGCUUCACGGGGAUACAUAGCAAUUGCGGUUGAUUCUCGUUACCAUGGUGAACGAGGGAAGGGCGCCAACGCCUAUCAAGAGGCUCUUAUUUAUGCAUGGAAAACCGGAUGCAAAAUGCCAUUCAUAUAUGAUACGGUUUGGGACUUGAUUAAAUUGGCAGAUUAUCUAACAACACAGAGAAAAGAUAUAGACCCCAAUAGGAUAGGAAUCACGGGAGUAUCACUUGGAGGAAUGCAUUCAUGGUUUGCUGCAGCUGCUGAUCCUCGCUAUUCAGUAGUUGUUCCUAUAAUUGCUGUUCAGGGAUUUCGAUGGGCCAUAGACAACCAUAAGUGGCAACCCCGAGUUGAUAGUAUAAGACCUGUUUUUGAAGUGGCUAGUAAAGAUUUGUGUCAAAAGACUAUUGACAAAGAAGUAGUUGAGAAGGUGUGGGACAGGGUUGCUCCUGGUUUAACUUCCCGAUUUGAUUCCCCCUACUCAAUUCCAGCUAUUGCACCCCGUCCUCUGCUUAUUCUCAAUGGUGCGGAAGAUCCUAGGACUCCCUGGGAAGGUGUGGAAGAACUACUGUACAAUGUAGCUGAGAUGUAUGCAGCGUUUCAACGUCCACAUCAUUAUAACUUUUAUGCCGAACCUGAAGUCGAGCAUGAAUGGACAGCAUUUCAGGUUAAAGAGUCGGCUGCUUGGUUUGACAAUUUUCUAAAGCCUUAG